AUGGAACCAAAUUCAAACCUCAUUUUAUGUGAAAUUUUAUAAAGGUAGAAGUAUUUAUUAUAUUAAUCAAGAAUAGUCCAUUUUUUAAUUUUGAAAAAGAGGACUUGCAGUUGGCCAUAAUUAGUUAUAUUCUUUAAGAGAUCCUAAUUAAACUAUACUAUAAGAUACAAAAAAUUAUAUUAAUAAUUUUGA
Paramecium pentaurelia is the source of this 192-nucleotide messenger RNA. The record is from the annotation of a GenBank genome assembly. Lineage: Eukaryota; Ciliophora; Oligohymenophorea; Peniculida; Parameciidae.